UGGACGCACCCUUCUUGGGAGAAAAUCUACCUCAACUGUCAGCUAUGGCCAGAAGUUGAUAUCCAUACCUCUUGUCAAAGGAGACAUAAAACACAUCAGCUUUGGGCCUUGACCUACCAGGGAAAUUUCUCUUUGCAAUCUUGACUCUGAUGACUCUUAUUGCCAAUCUGGUGUUUAUAGAGGAAGCAGUCUAUAUCUACAGGAAAAUCCCUUCCACCAAAAGAUCAAUCAUAAUUUGGAUUAAUGCUGCAGCUCCAGUGAUUGCUUCUACUUCAUGCAUUGGCAUGUGGAUUCCUCGCUCAAGCAUGUUUACAGAUUUCACAGCAGCAGUAUUUUUUGCCAUAGUUAUCCACAAGUUCCUGAUGAUGAUGAUUAGUGAGUGUGGAGGUCAAAAGCUGCUCCUCAAGCGCUUUGAAAACGGUCACUUCAAGAUCAGCACUGGGCCCUGCUGCUGCUGCUGCCUUUGCCUCCCUCGUGUGCGCAUCACUAGGCGAACCCUUUUUUGGCUGAAGCUGGGCACCUUUCAGUUUGCUUUCCUUCGACCUGUGUUCAUGUUUUUAUCAAUAGUGCUUUGGACUAAUGGCAAUUACACCCUUUACAAUUUAUCUCCCAAAGGAGCUGCAAUAUGGAUUAGCUGCUUCGUUGGUGUCCUCACCAUUAUUGCUCUGUGGCCAGUUGGAAUCAUGUUUCAACAAGUUAGGACUCUCCUUAGCUGUAAGAAUAUCAUCACAAAAUUUGCUCUUUAUCAGUUUAUCCUCAUUCUGAACCAUCUUCAGGCAGCUAUUAUCAACAUCUUGGCCAUGCAAAGAAUUAUUCCCUGUGCCCCGCCACUCUCCUCUUCAGCAAGAGGAGCACAUAUCACCCAGCAGCUGCUCAUCAUGGAAAUGUUUCUGAUAACCCUAAUCUCAAGAGUGGUCUAUCGGAGAAGAUACAAUGACCUAGAACCUCCAGACUGUACAGCCAAAGAAGAUGGGGAUGACAAGCAGACUCCUGAGGUUAUCCUGAAUGGUGCAGUUAGUGAAGAUGGAUUGCCAAGAGUUUAGAAGCCCUCUGCGCUCCUGUUCCACCGGAGCUGUAAGUUCAACUUCAGGAGCUUGUACAUUCUUGCACCACAAAUAACCACUGUCCAUGUUGGAACAACUUCUGACAUGAAUGCCUGUGAGCUGCAGCACUGAAAGGACCACUAGUGGAAAAGUAACCCCAUUUAUUCUGCAGUAUCAUAUACACUGUGAGAGUGUUUUCAAACCAAAUAGUUUAGUAAGAUUUCAUACCAUGUAUUUGUAUCCUGUUACUGAGCAUUUGAUGGUAGCCACAUUGUCUUACAACGCAGUUUUAUUUCAUUUUCUUGUGUUUUAGCUAUUAGAAUGGCUAUGAUUUAAAGUUAAUCCAGAGUCACUCUUGUUUAGCUCUUUUGACUUUUUAAAAUCUUAUUUCAGCCUGGAUUACUGUCAUAUGUCCCGCACAGCAUUUUCCCACCCUUCCCACCAUUAAAAUUUAUCAGCUCUCAUUUUAUGCCACAAGCUCACUAUCUAAUUCCAAUCAGUAAAUACAUUUGCAUGUGUUUAUUCUGAAAUUCCCAAACUUGUCUGGGCUCUCCACCUCCAUAAUUGAUGAUCUCUUCAGGGCAAGACUUUCUACGUUCCUUGCAAUCACCUCCUAACUUGAUAAAUACACAGCUACUCUUUCUAACUACUUCACCAGUAGAUGUUCUUCCUAGGGAAGGCCAAUUCUCUGUUCCUGGCCUGGAAAAAUAAAGUAGGUGUUAGAGUCUGAGAUGUCUUCUGCCAUUGUUCUGUGAUGUUAUGUGGUGCUUUGUUUCUCUGCUUGGUACAUGGGAAUAAUGAUACUCAGGAUUGUUGUGUUAAAGGUGUCUGUGAGGAUAAGGGCUAUUGAAAGGAAUUUCUUUGAAAAAAUUCUUACCUUCCCAGCUUCUUCACCUCAAAUCUGACCUGUGCAGGCAUCCAGUAGGACUUCAAAUAUUACAGGAUCUUUUUGCAAAUGAUGCUGAUGUUCUUGGAUGAACCUAAUUGCUCACUAUAAUUUCUAGUAUGUGCUUAGUAAAUAUUUAGAUAUUCUGAUUCUUGGGACAUGAGGUGCAGCACCAUUUCCUAGCACUCGUCUGACCUCAUCUAGUGUGAGCCCUAGGCACAAACAUCCAACUGAUGGAGCAAGACUGCUUAUUCCAUGUAUAGGCUGGGAAAAUGUUUCAUUGGAAAAGGUGUUAAUAACAUCUUUUACCUAUACUGUAUCAAAUUAAACUUAUCAUCAGAGCAAAGCUAGGCAGAUAUUGGGGUUUUAUUUUUAGUUUAUAAGGAAUUAAAAAUCUACUUUCAGUUUGGGAGUUGGUGGCAAAUGUAAUAUUCUGAAAACAGCUAGAGAACCACCUGGAAGUAGAAAAGGGGAUUAAAUUAUUUUCUUUCUGAUUGAGGUCAGGAAUGACAUUUUCUCUAACAAUUGAAGGAAUCCAUUAUAGCAGAGAAAUUGAGUUAUUUUUAUUUUGAAGUGGUUGGAGCAAUUUUUAUAUUUAUUUUUUUCUACGUAGGUAGUCUGGGAAAUCAAUACAGAUUCUUGUGCUCAUUAUUGUGAAAGAAUCUGCAUUUUUUCCUUGAAAAAUAAUUUAGGCAAAAAUUUUUACUCUGCAUUACAGUUUGGCAGUAGAAUUAACUGGGAUCAGCUAACAUAUUCGUAACAUGGGAAAUUUUAAUGUAUUUUCACAUUAGGGAUGUUAACAUAUUGCUAAUGUUGCUUUAUGUCUGGGCGGUCUGGGCUACAAGUACAUCUGUAGACUUGCAGAGCAGUGUUUGAUUUCGUAAUGGCAUCGGGAAUGGUUGGCUGUGAGUUCAACCGGUUUCAAAACUGCAAAAUAAAACAUUUUGAGUUGCCAGGGUAUCUUUGUGAAUUGCUGUGGAAAAGACUUUAAUUAUUAGGGUAAAUGAGACAAAUGAGCAUUACUGGAAAACGUUUUCCAUAGCAGUUCUGCCUGCGGCGUGCCUUGGUGGGUGGGAUCUGCGGCGUGGAAAAUCCAUGUGCUGUAGCAUGGACAAUGCAUUCAAAACCAGAUGGAGUGUAUGGAGAAGUGGUGGUCUCUGGAGGUCCAGUGAAGGCAGCUGCUGUGGUGCAGCAAGAGUCUUCGCCCAUCACUGUUAUACUAGUUAUCUGUUGUUAUCUCAGAAGUGCCUGUUAACCAGAUCUUGUAGGCAUCAGUAAGGGUGUGCUUUAACCACAGUUGUCACUGGCUGUUAUGCUUUUGGGCAGAUAUUUAAUAUUUGUUGUGAAAAUUCAGCAAUAGAAUGUACCGUGAUGAGUGCUACGUAGACUUCAGAUUUGGCAGUGAAGGCGUUUCUUUUUACUAUGUGCAGUCAUGAAGGUGUCAUUCCAAAAACCAUUUGCUCUACGCAGAACUCUUUUCAGAGCAAAAUUGGAUGCGCUUUAUCUUAAGUACAUACCUAAGAGCUUUCAUGAGUUACAGCUUAUGUGAAUAAAGCAGAAUGUAUGGGUUUCGUUGUUA
Cuculus canorus (common cuckoo) is the source of this 3508-nucleotide messenger RNA. RefSeq names its product organic solute transporter subunit alpha. Gene Ontology annotation, cellular component: plasma membrane; endoplasmic reticulum membrane. The record is from RefSeq and is a predicted model, not a curated record. The transcript is spliced from 8 exons. Gene Ontology annotation, biological process: bile acid and bile salt transport. The coding region runs from base 150 to 1043 and encodes 297 amino acids. Gene Ontology annotation, molecular function: transporter activity. Lineage: Eukaryota; Metazoa; Chordata; Aves; Cuculiformes; Cuculidae.